AGAUUUUAAAUGUGACAAUUGUAAUUACAAGACCAAUAACAAAAAAUACUUAAAACGACAUCGUUUGAGGCAUAUCGAUUCUAAAGAUCUUAAAUGUGUUGAUUGUGAUUACAAGACAAACAACAAGUACUGCUUAAAACGACACCUUUCAAAACAUGCCGAUUUUAAAGAUUUUAAAUGUGCUCAUUGCGCCUAUGAGACACAUAACAAAUUCUGUCUUAAAAAACAUCUUUCAAGGCACACAACCGUUUUUUCCAAGGAACCAAUCUUUCAUUAAGGUAAAUAUUAAUUCUGUAGUGUCUGGUGAAUUCAUGAGAUGGCCUAACUUUUGUUAGUAACAUUUCAAAUGUUUGCGGAUGUUGGAAACAUUUAAGUAUCAAUUACCUCAGAGCAAGACAUGUCAGAGAACGCAAAUAAAUAUUAUAUUAUUAUUUUUAUUAUAAAUCCGAGUUUAAGCAGGGAUAUUUGUAAAUAUAUGGGAGGUUGAAACUUUUAGCUGUUAGUAUUAUAAAUAUGCCUUUCCUAGUUGCGGAAACUCAUAUCGAUUUAAGGUAAUUUUUUAAUGUUGUAGAAUAAUAAAUUUUUUUCCUAAUAACGUUUAUUAUGCAUUCUCUGUUACGCUACUGACAUUGUAAAACAAGUGCAAAUCAGCGCCAUCUAUUAACAUGUUACAUGCAACCAGAUGUAAAUACACAAAAUCAGCUGGAAAACGUCAAGUGUUAUUGUACAAAGUUCGUUGUGGAAUAGGAACACGUAGUCAUUAGACUGCAUACUCAAACGGUGGGAAGUUCACGACCUUCCACAAAGCUAUGCCCUAUCAGAUUUCAAAAUAAUUCAUUAGACAAAAAUGGUGCAAGUACAAAGCAAGUUCGCUCCGAUCCACAUAAACUGCUACGAAUUUUGUCAUCCAUGGACCGAAAGUUGCCUCGAGGCGAGCGUCGGAAGCUACCUGUGCGCGAUCGUCGACUCGCUUCGAAUUUACACGACCGUGUACAUGCUGGCGCUCUUAAUGAAAGGUAGCGUACCGUCGAAAGAGGAGAUCAAGAAAACCGUACUGGGAAUGCUGCAGUCGACCGCGUUUCUAAGCGCCAACGGCAUGGGAUUCACUCUCUUUCUCUGCCUACUAAGGAAGCUUCUCGGCCACUUCAACUUCUUGACCGUCUCGGCGAUCCCAUCGUUCCUAGCCAACUUCUUCGCCAUCUUAAUCGAGCGCCCGUCGAGACGCACCCUGCUCAGCCUGUACGUAAGCAACGUCGCGACGGAGACAGUGUGGAACAUGGCGGUGUCGCGCGACUGGGUACGGCCGCGAAACGACGGAGUCGUCGUCAUUUUCAGCGUGUGCAUGGCGAUCCUGCUCACGUACUUUAAAAGCGGUCUGCAUAAGAGAGACGGAGAGCGUGUCGACUCGAUGUUCGGCGUCUUAAGGCUCAUCGUGGGGCCUUACGAGGAGAAGUCCAUAUCGCGCCCGAGCGAGGUAAACACAUUCCAUCGGGAGCAGACGCGAAACGACCCCCUAUCGUCCGGCAGCCGUUGGAGCGUGCCCGGCGGCCGCAGUUCCGCCAAUAACACAUAUCGUCUUAUCACGCAAGCGCUCCGCAUCUACAGAAGGCUGAUUAAUAAGAUUAAGUGCCUUAAUCGUAACCCGGCGUGUCCGCACCCGUUCAGCUGCGUGCAUUACACGCUGCAGGGCGCUUGCAAGAUGGCCGGCGUCGGUCUGUCGAUACAAUUAGCGUUGAGUUUCGUUUUCAAUUUGAAGAGUAUCUUCCUUUCCCCGAGGGCGAUCAAGACGAUCGUGUGGAAGAAGAAGACGUUAUCGCUGGCGAUCUUCUUGGGAGGAUUCUCCGGCCUGUUUAGGGGCAUCUGCUGCGUCUUGCGCAACGUUACCGGAACGGAUAGCGCGUGUCACGCGAUACCAGCCGCUUUAAUUGCGGGCAUCGCGUUUAAACAGUAUCCGGAUACGACGGUGGCGCUCUACGUGAUGUGGAAGAUGGCGCAAAUCUCGUACGGUCUCGGCAUCGAGAGGGGAAUCGUGCCUCGCGUGCCCGGAUUUACCAUCUUCCUCUACUGCGUGAGCACCGCGAUUUUAUUUCACACUGCUUUACUCGAACCGGUCAAUUUGAGGCCGAGCUAUUGGAAAUUUCUACAUUCGAUUUCGGCCGGACGGGUCGCCACGAUGAACCGCGAACCGCUGGACGUUUGGGGAUUAGAGACCUCGAGGCAACUCGUCGAAGUCCUACGGAAUACUCAUACACGACGAGGCGUCAAAUAUUACGUUUCCAACUUUUCAUGACCCGCUUUCUUUCUGUGAGCGCACGGUUUAACUAGGAAAAAUUACUCACGUCGCUGUUGAAUUUUUACGAAAUGAAGAAUGCUCAAAUUUGUUAAUGUGAUGAAAAAACUAGUACACUUGUAAUUAGAUUUAAGGCUAAAAGUAAAUUUAAGCACCAACAUGUAAUUAUGUGAAAUUAGUGAGAGAGUUGUUUUUUGAUACGGGUAGGGAUUGUUACGUUUCUAUUGCUUUAUCGAUUUAUAUAUUGUCUACAUUGUUUUUUUAGUAAACGUUACCUAGUUUCUUGGG
This is a messenger RNA of Photinus pyralis (common eastern firefly), 2578 nucleotides long. Its product is annotated as transmembrane protein 135-like. The record is from RefSeq and is a predicted model, not a curated record. The transcript is spliced from 6 exons. Bases 848 to 2290 code for a protein of 480 amino acids. NCBI's taxonomy places the organism in Eukaryota, Metazoa, Arthropoda, Insecta, Coleoptera, Lampyridae.